Molecule: messenger RNA, 1864 nt
Organism: Mytilus trossulus (common blue mussel)
Lineage: Eukaryota; Metazoa; Mollusca; Bivalvia; Mytilida; Mytilidae
Product: low-density lipoprotein receptor-like
Exons: 10
Coding region: 9-1298 (429 amino acids)
Cellular component (GO): plasma membrane
Molecular function (GO): protein binding
Source: RefSeq, a predicted model, not a curated record
GCUGUACAAUGGGAAAGCUUGUAAUGUUGGUUGUGAUUUUCGUAUCAGUUAUAUCAUUGGCCUUUUCGCGAAGUUCGGACUACAAAAAACUUUCAGAAAAGAAUUUAAAACGACAGUACAGUAGUUGUAGUUACGAUCAGUUUGUUUGUUCUGACGAUUUUAUGACAUGUGCAUCUCAUUGUAACGGCAUAACAGAAUGUAACAAUGGUGAAGAUGAAAUGUAUUGUGGUUGUUCCGAUCCUGGCCAAUGGCACUGUGAUGACGGUAUUGAAUGUGCAAGUACUUGUGACGGUUCAGCAACUUGUCCAAACGGAGAAGAUGAAAAGUGGUGCGGUUGUUCCGAUCCUGACCAAUGGCACUGUGAUGACGGUAUAAAAUGUGCAACUUCUUGUGACGGUUCAGCAACUUGUCCUAACGGAGAAGAUGAGAAGUGGUGCGGUUGCAGUGAUCCAUCUCAAGUUCAUUGUGAUGACGGUGCAACAUGUGGUACUUAUUGCGAUGGUUCAGCAGACUGUCCUGGUGGUGAAGAUGAGCAAUGGUGCGGUUGCUCUGAUCCAAUGCAAAUGCAAUGUAUGGAUGGAACGUGUGCUACUUAUUGUGACGGAAAUCCGGAAUGCGCAGAUGAUUACGACGAGAUGUGGUGUGACAUGAAUAUGCUUGGUUGUGCUGAUCCAAUGCAAUCCACUUGUAACGAUGGUUCUACGUGUGCUUAUUGGUGUGACGGCUCAUGGGAAUGCGCUGAUGGUGAAGAUGAACAAUGGUGUGGCGAUAUGAAUUAUGCGUCAUCAACCCAUAACCCCUCUGACGUCAGCAUGUGUGGGAAUGGAUAUGUUAGCAUUGAUGACAUCUGUAUGGGGUAUGAAAUCUAUUCAAGUGUUGCGAGCCACGACUUUUGCCAAGAUUUUUAUUAUGCAUACGGGUACAUGAAGAAAAAGCUCACCACUAGAUCAAUGGGUAAGACGCCAAGUGAAAAGGAUCUAAAAUCAAAGGUUUAUCAGAUUGUCAAAGCUCGCCAUGAUCAAAAGCGGAAUGACGACAAGAUAAAACAAGCCAAACGAGGUUCCCACGUGUCUGACAAACGUCACGGAGACGUAGAAUUAGAAAGCAGAAAACAAACGUAUCAAAAAAAGAUAAACGACAGAAAAACAAUGCUGAAGAAAAACUCCAUGCAGAAAAAAGAACACAUGCAGAAGAAAGGAAAUAAAAAAACACUUGGUAACCUUAAAUAUCUGUUAACUGCAAGACGGAACGAAGCACUUAAACAACGCAUUCUCAAGAAGCUCGGUGGAAGUAAAUAAUUAAUUGAACUGAAAAUAUACAAGCUUUUCAUCUCUUUUUGUUUACGACCAAUUCUCAUUUUUUUUUUUUAUACAAUGACAAAAUUUGUAAAAAAGCACUGUACUGUUAUUUUACAAGCUGAGUUCUGAUAUUAGUCGUUGGGUUUUAAUGCAAAGCUUUACUUUUCCUUUUUAAAAACCCUUAUAUUGCAGAUAGCUAUAAAUAAAUCUAAUAUAUUAGCAAACAGGUCCAAUCAAGUAAAUAAAAAUGCUUGCUAUAUAUAGUGUACAUUCUAAAUAUGAUUUUUUAUUUUUUUAUCAGUAUUAUAUCUGAAUUGUUUUUUGAUGCUGAGAUUUAUCUUAGGUUAUCUAUUCUACUUUUGUGAAGCUAUAAUCAAACUUUAUCUAUCUUUGAAAUUAACAUUGGUAACAGACUGGAACGUACAUGGACUAUGGCAUUGCUUUUUUUUGUUUUUAUUAGACGUUGACAUUUUUGUUUGUUUGUUUACUGUGUAUUUAUGUGUAUCUGCUAAAUGUCUCUAUUUUUUUUUUUUUUUAUGUCAAAAAUUAAAUACUUACAGUUUGAA